UCAAACAUCUGCAUUCACAUCCGGACGUACACACACUCACAACAGUCGCUUGUUCUUGGUCUUUUGGCGAGGAUGGGUUAUCCACUGGUGAUUCUGUUGUGUGUGGGACUGCUCCACCAGACCACGAGGGCUGUCCACAUGGAUAAACUAGCAGACCAGAAGAUUUGCGGAGAUGCAGAGUGCUCAUAUGUUCUCUUCAUGGCCACAGUCUCGGAUGACUUCAUAUCUCCUGACUGCCGAUUUCUCAACCUCAGAAAGGGUCAGGUGGUUUAUGUGUACUCCAAACUCAUUGCAGCAGAGGGCGCUGGAGUCUUCUGGUCUGGAAGCAUUUACAGUGAGCGGUACGUGGACCAGAUGGGCAUCAUUGGAUACUUCCCUGCAACUGUGGUGAAGGAGACACAGAGGUUUACAGAAAACACAGUUAAGAUCCAAACAACUGACAUGGACUUCUACUGCGAUUAAGGGACUGAAACCUCUUCCUUGUCAACUCUUUCUGUUAGUAACUCUGGCAUUUAUAAUGGACAAAGUAUGCAGACAUUAACUCGAUGAGUUGUCUAUAUCAUUCCAACGUUUUAAAUAUAUAAGUAUAUAAAAGUUAAAGAAAUGAGUUUUCCAGACACCUUUUUUAUGAUUUUUCUUGACUAGUAAUUGCAAUUAUAUUGUACUUGUCUUUGUUACACAUCUAGAAACUGGCUUGGAGCUGCUUAUGCUGAGAAAUAGCUGC
Messenger RNA from Neolamprologus brichardi, 724 nucleotides. RefSeq names its product otoraplin-like. Gene Ontology annotation, molecular function: protein binding. Lineage: Eukaryota; Metazoa; Chordata; Actinopteri; Cichliformes; Cichlidae. Gene Ontology annotation, biological process: cartilage condensation. The record is from RefSeq and is a predicted model, not a curated record.